Molecule: messenger RNA, 1673 nt
Organism: Onychostoma macrolepis
Lineage: Eukaryota; Metazoa; Chordata; Actinopteri; Cypriniformes; Cyprinidae
Product: protein mono-ADP-ribosyltransferase PARP11
Exons: 7
Coding region: 285-1217 (310 amino acids)
Molecular function (GO): NAD+ poly-ADP-ribosyltransferase activity
Source: RefSeq, a predicted model, not a curated record
GCUACUAGAAAUGUUUGACGUCUCUCCAGGUCAUAAUGUUUGCAUUGUUUCCUGUUUAUGACUAGUAUUAUACAACCCUGAGUUUCCUUUUCUCUCCCACUUGAGGUUUUCUCGAGUGCGUCUUUAUUCGACCGCGUUCGCUUUCAAUUCGUCUGUCAAAAUGCGACUCUCUUAUUUCCUUUGUUACUGUGUUCACUCUCUUUUUUCUAGCCUGGAAAUAUGGGUUUCUUGUUGAGUUUUUAUUUGAAAACUUUCCCAAUGUAGUAAUUUAUUUACCUGCUAUAAUGUUGUGUGAAGAGUUGGCUGGUUUGGUGCUGGAGGAUGAAGUGGAAUAUAUGGACACAUCUGACAGACCAUGGUGCUGGUACUACAAGGCAAAGUGUGGUGUCUGGCACAGGGUUGAGGAUGACCCAAAGGGCUUUAUGUCCAGUGAUGAUCUGGAGAGAUAUUACCUCAGAAACCCACAAGGUGUUAUAACCAUGACUACUACUGGAGGUCAGUUCCAGAUUAACUUUGCAGCAAGCACACAAGUUAACUUAAAAACUGGGAAAGAAAAACGGAUUAAACGCUCAUUUCAAACUGAGAAUGGAUUCAGAUGCAAAUGUGAUGAGAUUUCUCCAUCUCCACCAGCGCACUGGAAGGAUGUUGAUCCCAAAAAGCCUUAUCAGUUAAUCUCUCUGGGAAAAGGUGGCAGUGAAUAUCAGGCAGUGGAGAGAUUUGUCAGGGAUAAUGGCUUACUGCAUGAUCCCAUCAUAUCCAUCAAAAGAAUACAGAACAUGGACCUUUGGGAGCUGUUUUGUAGGAAAAAAAUCCAGUUGAUGAGGAUAAAAGGACAAUCAGAUAUUGAAGAGCAAAUGCUGUUUCAUGGCACAGAUGCAAAAAACGUGCAAUCCAUUUGCACAUUUAAUUUUAACUGCAGAUUAUCAGACAAGAAAAGAAGGGGACAUGUAUAUGGCAAAGGAACAUACUUUGCAAAACAUGCGUCAUUUGCUAACAAAUACAGCAACACCAGGCAGGGAACCAAAGUCAUGCUGCUUGCCCGCGUUAUUGUUGGGAAGUACAAAACAGGCCAUGAAGAUUACUGUACACCUAAUGAUGACCAGAAUGAAAACAUACAUGAUAGUUGUGUAGAUAAUACGCUCUAUCCCAGGGUUUUUGUUAUCUUUGAUUCCAAUCAGAUAUAUCCAGAGUACGUGCUUGAAUAUCACAGCAACUAAUUUAGAUCAAAAAUGAAUGCUGGGAGACCUAGAGAAUUUGUGUAAAAUGCCAGAAUGUUUAUAUAAUACAGGUUAAUAUUUUUGCAAAAGGUUUGGACUUAAUGGGAGUUUUAAUGGGAUUUAAUGGAAGUUUUAAAGAAGAUUUUAUGGAUUUAAAGGGAAGUCAUUUAAUGUUAUACUGUUUGAAUUUAACAUUUAUUUUCACCCAGAUACAGUAAACACCAUCGGAAGCUCACUUGAAGUAAUGAUUUCCCCUGCACUCUUGGUCAAGAAUCAUUCCAAAAAAAUAAUUCACAGAAUUGACCACCAAAGGAUCAUUAUGGGAGUAAAAGACACGUAUCCCAAAAAAACUGAAAGGUGCAAUGUUGAAACUAAACAAUACUUUAGCGUAGCUACAGUAUACACAGACUUCAUGAUUUGCCUCAUUGAUUUGAAAAAAACAGAGCACUUAUAAAU